CCACCAUCUUCCUUUCUGGUGGUACCAUAGUUGCGACGCUGUCCGGCCAACUGAGAUGUCUGUUCAGCAUCUGUGAACUGUGGACCACUACCCAAAGCAGUCCUGAGUGCUCCAGCUACAGCCAUGGAGUCAGUGACCUUUGAGGAUGUGGCUGUGAACUUCACCCUAGAGGAAUGGACUUUGCUGAAUCCUUCACAGGAGAAUCUCUACAGAACUGUGAUGAGGGAGACCAUCAGGAACCUGCAUGCUACAGGACAGAAGUGGCGAGACCAGCACACUGAAGAUGAGUACCAAGAUCUUGGGAAAAAUCUAAGACAUCAAGUGGUAGAGAGACUCUGUAAAUGUGAAGAAGAUAGUCAAUGGAAAGAAAUCUUCAGUGAGAUUCCAGAUCCUAUUGUGAACCAGAAAACUCCUGGAGUAAAGCCGUGUGAAAGCCAUGUGUGUGGAGAAGACAUCUUUGGCCAUUCAUCCCUAAAUAUGUCCCUCAGAAGUCAGACUGGUCGCAAGACAUCUGAGUACCAGGAAUGUGGAAAGAAGCCAUAUAAAUGUAAAGAAUGUGAGGAGACUUUCUGUUCUCCCCAAAGCUUUCAGAAGCAUGAACGACCUCAUGCUGGAGAGAAACCCUAUGAAUGUAAACAGUGUGAAAAAGCCUUUAAGUAUCUCAGUUCUCUUCAAAAUCACAGAAAGAUUCACACUAGGGAGAGAAACCAUGAAUGUAAGCAAUGUGGGAAAUCUUUCAAGAGACACAGUAAUGUUCAAGUACAUGAAAGAAGUCACACGGGUGAGAAACCCUAUGUAUGUAAGCAAUGUGGAAAAGCUUAUACUUCUUACAGUGCCCUUCGAGCACAUGAAAGAAGUCACACAGGAGAGAAACCCUAUGUAUGUAAGCAAUGUGGGAAAGCCUUCACUCAAUCCAGUUACCUUCAAAUACAUAAAAGAAGUCACACAGGAGAGAAACCCUAUGUAUGUAAGCAAUGUGGGAAAGCCUUUCCAGAUUCCAGUCACCUGAAAAUACAUAAAAGAAGUCACACAGGAGAGAAACCCUAUGUAUGUAAGCAAUGUGGGAAAGCCUUCACUCAAUCCAGUUACCUCCACAUACAUCAAAGAACUCAUACUGGAGAGAAACCUUAUUUAUGUAAGCAAUGUGGGAAAGCCUUCACUCGUUCCAGUCACCUGCAAAUACACAAAAGAACUCAUACUGGAGAGAAACCCUACUUAUGUAAGCAAUGUGGGAAAGCCUUCACUCACUCCAGUUACCUUCAGAUACAUCAAAGAAUUCACACAGGAGAGAGACCUUACAUAUGUGAGGGGUGUGGGAAAGCCUUUGCUCGUUCCAGUUGCCUUCACAUACAUGAAAGAACUCACAAUGGAGAGAAACCUUAUGAGUGUAAGAAAUGUGGUAAAGCCUUCACUCUGUCCAGUUCCCUCCGAAGGCAUGAUGUAGUUCACACAGGAGAAAAACCAUAUGUUUGUAAGCACUGUGGGAAAGCCUUUGGUCGUUACAGUAGCAUUCACAAACAUGAAAAGACUCAUAAUGAAAAGAAACCCUGUUAGAAUAAUUUGGAAAACCCUAACGUGCUCCAAUUACUUUCAAAUAUAUGAAAUAAUUGACAAUGAAGAGAAACGCUAGGUUUAUAUGCAAUAUGAGAUGCCUUCAGUAAUCCCAGUUCCCUUUGAUACCGUGAAAGGACUCACACUGGAGAAAACCAUGUGGACGUAAUACAGGGAAGCUUUCAAUCAUUCUAGUUCCUUUCACAAACAUGGGAAAAUUCACACUAGAGAGAAAGCAUAAAUGUAGAAUGUGGGAAGACUUCAUUAUCACAGGACCUUUCUAGUCUUCAUGAAUAUGUGCAAUCUAUAGCAUAAGAGAAUGCUUUGUAUCAAUUUGCAAACGGAAAACAAAAACACUGUGGAGGAACGCUCCAUAAAUAGAAGAGAUGAAAAAAAUCUUCAGAUGGCCCACAAGUAAAGAAAUGAGUGUGAACGACACAGCAGUUUUCAGUUUUGCUGGGUAGAAUGGUGGAUGCUAUCGUUCCUGCAUUUGGGAAGCUCAAUCCAGAGGAUCAAGAUUUUGAGUCCUGGGCUACAUUGCCUGUCUGGGAAAAUAGGAAAUCCGCUUAUUUGUUUUUCUCUAUACUUCAGAAUUUUAUACAAAUAGAAAAAUGAAAUAUGGGGCUGGAGAUGUGUCUCAGCAGUUGAGAGCACCAUCUGCUCUUGCAGAGGACCAAGGUUCAAUUCCCA
Molecule: messenger RNA, 2241 nt
Organism: Nannospalax galili (Upper Galilee mountains blind mole rat)
Lineage: Eukaryota; Metazoa; Chordata; Mammalia; Rodentia; Spalacidae
Product: zinc finger protein 791-like
Exons: 4
Coding region: 124-1554 (476 amino acids)
Biological process (GO): regulation of transcription by RNA polymerase II
Cellular component (GO): nucleus
Molecular function (GO): RNA polymerase II cis-regulatory region sequence-specific DNA binding; DNA-binding transcription factor activity, RNA polymerase II-specific
Source: RefSeq, a predicted model, not a curated record